ACGGCGGAAGUGUCUUCUGGGCUGGCGUGCGCCUGCUUGGGGGCGGGCAGGGGUCCGGGAUCCCGGAUCCGGCUCGGACAGGUGGACGUGAGGCUUGACGGUGCCAGGCACUGUACUAAAUUCUGUGGAUACAAAGAGGCCAAAGACGGUCUUUGCCAUCAAAGAACUUACAAUCUAAUACGGGAGGCAACAUGCAAACAAAUAUAUACAAAAAUGUUGGUCACAUGAGGAAAGGGCCAAAAGGAGAGCAAUUUUACAGGAAGAGGAAAUCCCAUCUUUCUGGUGCAACCAUGAGAGUAAAUCAGAAUACUGUGCUGCUGGGACAGAAGGUGAUCCUGGUACCCUACACCACAGAGCAUGUACCCAGAUACCAUGAAUGGAUGAAGUCAGAGGAGCUGCAGCGGCUGACAGCCUCCGAGCCUCUGACUCUGGAGCAGGAGUAUGCGAUGCAACACAGCUGGCGAGAAGAUACUGAUAGUGAGGCAUUGAGGCGAGGGGUGGGGAGAGAAUGUACUUUCAUUGUGCUGGAUGCAGAGAAAUGGCAGGCACAGCCAGACUUGGCCGAAGAGAGCUGCAUGGUGGGAGAUGUGAACUUGUUCCUUACUGACUUGCAGGACCCAACUUUGGGGGAGAUUGAGGUCAUGAUUGCUGAGCCCAGCUAUCGACGCAGGGGGUUUGGCACAGAGGCAGUUCUGAUGAUGAUGGCUUAUGGAAUGACCACAUUAGGUCUCAACAAAUUUGAAGCCAAAAUUGGACAAGGAAAUGAGCCUAGCAUAUGCAUGUUUAAAAAGCUUCACUUUGAGCAGGUGACUAUGAGUGACAUCUUUCAAGAGGUGACACUGAGGCUUCUGGUGAGUGAGCCGGAGAGACAGUGGCUCCUGGAGCAGACCAGCCACAUGGAAGAGAGGCAGUACAGAGGCAGGAGCUGGUGGAGCCGUGAAGCUAACAGUUGCUGAUCUUUCCUGGGAGCCCUACUAGCUGGCCUGGUCUUGUAGGGAAGAUUUUCAGAUCGAUGGGUAGAGGAAUCUCAUCUACACCCCCCGUAAUAGCUUGUACUAUUAGGACAGAGCCCUUAUACUCCUAGAGUUUCCUUGGCAAGCCACUCCUCAGAGGCCCAUCCGGGAAAAGUCUCUUCUCUCCCUGAACAAGGGAGUUAAAAUACCUACAGAUCAUUGACUCGCUUGCACUUGACAUUUGAUGGGAAUGGCUUUGCUGAAGUAAAGAUGAGGGAAGACCCCAUUUGGAAUCAGGAAUAGAUAGGAGCGAUCCAGGAAGGACGUAACUGUGAAGACCUGCAGCCAGCAUGACUACACUGUGCCUCCUUCCUUCUUUGAGGCCUGGUGCUGCUGGGCAUGGCUACUGUAUAUGGAGGAUGCCAGGGUUUCAUUGCCACUGGCAUAUGAAAUCUAGACUGGGUUUAGAGAAGCCUAUAAAGUGGAAAAUAUCAAGUCUGGGAGAAGAGGGAAGAACCCACAGGAAUCCUUGAAACUGGCCACAUGCCCUGGACUGAAUGAGAGCUCUGUACUGAUCUCCAGCUUCUCUGUAUGCCCAGCCUCACGGCACACUCUUCCUGACGUAUGGGCCCUGAUGUCGGGUUCUAAUUAGUAGUACUGAUGGGGGAGGGGGAGUCCAGAACUUGCUGUAAUAGAGCAGUGCUUUCCUCCAUGAGAUAGUGCUCAACCCCAACCCUGGCAUUACCGUGCUAGCAAGCUCUCCACAUGGCCACCAGAUGGCAAUAGAGGAGCGAUCUGAGAUAGCCUGAGCUGAGCAAGAGUGUCACAGGGUGCUAGAGACAGAAAGGCUCAUAGGUUGAGGACAACCCCCAGAAUGACCACCACCUCUAUUCUAGCCAUCAUGAAAGUACAGGGCUGUUUCCAAAGUAUUACCCUGAUACAAGAUGCGCCCGAGUUUGUUUACUCAUCUGUAAAAUAAGGGGAAUUCAAACCACAUCUCUAACAUUAAGAAAUUACCUUGAUGGGUAAGGAAAGAACCAAAAUCUACACCCUCUAUUUCUGGCCAUCUUUGAAAUUGCUAAUGCAGCCCCCGCCCUAUCUCAGCCUCUCCACCCGUUCGUGGCCUAGCCAGAGAACCCCAAGGACAUAGAUUUCUUCAUCUUGGCAAGUAAAGCUGGGGCCGGCCCCAGUGCAAUCUUAACAGUAAGAGGUUUUCAAAUUGUAGGGACGGGGCUUGGGGACCAAAAAGUUGAAGAAACUGGGUUUGAUUUGAGUGCUCAACUCCCAGUUCCUAACCUGUUUCUGGUAUCAUAUUUUUUAAAGAUACCAGUCCACAGCCCCACUUUGAGGCCCUUGGAAGAAUUAUAAUCCUCUUUAACUAAAGUGUUUUUUUAACCUGUCUUUACUUCAUAGGAUUUACAGCUGGAAACGGCCUAAUUAACCCCCAUCAUUUUAAGAUGGGACAAUUGAGACUCAGGUUAACUUACUUCCUCAAAGUUGAAUACAGCAAAAACCAGCGUUUGAAUCCAACUUCUCUGACCCAAGGUUCAGUGCUCUUUCUCCUAGAACACUGCCUUUCAGUGCCCAUUUAAGGAAGGAGCUGGGCCUAAAUCAGGAACAUCAACUCCUCUGCUCCUUUUCUCAUGGAAUGGACACCAACCAAUUAAUCCUGGUAGAUACUACAGGUCCUGUCCGUAUUCCCAGACUCUAGUAACGUCUCACCCCAAUAAACAGAGCUGGGAACCAAUCUCUAUGAUCUAGGCGACUUCUGUCCCCUGCCUUUUUCAAAGAUAGAGCAUGGUGCCCUCAUCCUUCAGACUCUUCAACUUUUAUUGCCCCCAAGCUGCUGCUUUGUGUACAGUACAUGCUGGGAUUAGAGGAACAAAACUAAUGAGUGAGGCUCCCUGCUUCAGGCAGAUAAGAUAAUAUCAUUGGAGCUGGCUCAGGGUCUCACCAGUCCUAGCAAUCUAUGAACCACCAACAGGCCAGGCAGAGAUUAAAGCCAAGUCCUUGUAUUCCCAGCUACCUCCCCCAGCCCAGGGCUUAGUGCCUCCUAAUAACCCAGGCAUCAUUCAGCAGAAGUCCUCCCCUCCUUUUUCUCUGCCUCAUUCCAGACUUCUAAUCAUCUAGGACUCGGCCCCCAUUCCUCAGUGUGCCAGACUAAAGUUUCAGUUGUGGGGGCACCAAAGGUAAAUCUGAACUGAGUGACUGGUGGUGAUGGGGGGGGUGGGUGGGUGUGUGGGUGUGUGUGUGGAGUGAAAUUUUUGGGCCUGGUUUGAGAGAGGCUAGGAAAGGGGUGGGGGUGGGGUGAUGGGUUCCAGGGAAGAGAAACUCCAUAUAUUUAUUAAUGAGGUGCUAAACUUUUUUUGCCUACUGAAGGAUUGCAAGUUCUAUCAGUGACUUCUGUACCUAGAGGACAAAGCACUUGUUUCUCCACCUUAGUUACUACUGAGGUAUAUACCUGUACAUAUUUAGACUCUGAUUUAGCUCAGCACUUGUAUAGUGCAGAGUUCUGUGAAUAAGGGAAGGUAUUUUAAGAACUAGGUCUGCUAUUCCUCUUCUCCCCCCCUCCACCUUAGGUUGACAAGGCAGAGAAGACUGGAGCUGCAAACAGCUCCUCUGACCUGAGCUAUAGCCACCUUUUUCUUUUCCAAAGAUCACCUGGAAGGGAGAGGUUGGGUAUAGGACAUGGAAUAAGCAUACAGGGAAGGGUAAGAGGAACCAGUGGAAUUUGUGCUAGAGCUUUAUUACUGAUUAGAUUGUGAGCUCCUUGUGAAAGCCAGGGACCUUUCUUUGUAUCCCAGGUCUUAGCAGUGUGUGGCAUGAAGUAAGCACUUAAUAAAUGCUUGUUGACUGACUGAUGGACGAAUCUCAGCUGGGAAGGCCCUAGGUAGUAUUGGGUUCAAAGCCUAGGGCAGUGCUGUAAGUAGUCUCAGAGUAGGGAAAAGCAAGCUCAAGACAAAACAAGCAACUUCCAACACGGGAACUGGGAGAAAUCAUGUUAAUCAUAGCACAAAAAAAAUCCUUCUAAACUUAUGUAUGACACUAAAACAGACAUUCCCCACCCCCCAAAACCCAAACAUCCUGAUUUGUAGCUUUUAGGGAGAAGACCCUGUCCGUCCCUGAGCUGUGGUUUCUGCCCUUAGGGCUUCUCAUUCAGCCAUUCCCUGGCUCUGGACGGUGUUAUGUUAGAAUGGCAUGAAAAAAAAUUAAUCGGG
Molecule: messenger RNA, 4171 nt
Organism: Phascolarctos cinereus (koala)
Lineage: Eukaryota; Metazoa; Chordata; Mammalia; Diprotodontia; Phascolarctidae
Source: RefSeq, a predicted model, not a curated record